Lacerta agilis (Sand lizard) is the source of this 2622-nucleotide messenger RNA. RefSeq names its product glutamic--pyruvic transaminase 2 (gene GPT2). The record is from RefSeq and is a predicted model, not a curated record. The coding region runs from base 508 to 2169 and encodes 553 amino acids. The transcript has 11 exons. Gene Ontology annotation, biological process: biosynthetic process. Gene Ontology annotation, molecular function: L-alanine:2-oxoglutarate transaminase activity; pyridoxal phosphate binding. NCBI's taxonomy places the organism in Eukaryota, Metazoa, Chordata, Lepidosauria, Squamata, Lacertidae.
CUACAAGACCCACCAGGCAGCGCGGCUGACAGUACUGGCUGGUGCAAUCUCUUAUCUCCACAGGCGGUAGCGGGGAAAAGAGGGUCUUGGAGGGACGGGCUUGCAGUUGGGGGUGUCUCGGGUCUUUGGCCGGAUGGGAUUUCCCUGGACUUUGCUCCUCUGCAGAGAAUACAGAUUUCGACUGCGAGGACCUAAUCCUUGCAGUGCUGGGAGUCAUCCUCCUCAUUGGUUGAGAGCAUAACUGCUCUUUCUUGUAAAGACCCAACUCUGCCCUCUUUCCGUCAAGUUGUUUGGAAGCUUGGAGGAAAAAAAGAACCUUGCCAAGCAUGCACUUGUACCCGGGCAACGUUGAUUUUAUUUUAUUUUAAAAUUUUGCUCGUGAGGUCUUGUUGCAUCUCUGCUGCGAAAUAAUAGCGGUUGUGUUGGGGGUUUUUUGGUUGUUGUUUUAGAGGUGGGUGUGAUUGCUUCCCCCACCACCUCUGGAAUUUGCACCCUCCAAGGGGGAGCAUGCAUCGCCUCUCGGGACUCGCGAAAGAAGCCGCUCGCCCGAGCAGCAAGAAUGAAAGGACAGAGGCGGCCGUGCGCUUCGUCUCUUCGCUAGUGGCCGGCAACAAGCAUCCAAGAUCGGCCGCCCAGCCCCGCCGGCCGCCGGGGAAAGACGGUCCGUUGGCGCGCUGGAACAGCGCUGCCAAGGCCUCUGCGAUACCGAUCAAGGAGAAGCAGACCCGGGAAAAGAUCCUCACGCUCGAAUCCAUGAACCCCCAGGUCAAAGCGGUGGAGUACGCCGUGCGGGGGCCCAUCGUCUUGAAAGCGGGCGAGAUCGAGAACGAGCUGCGGAAGGGGAUCAAAAAGCCUUUCACGGAGGUCAUCAAGGCCAACAUUGGGGACGCACAUGCCAUGGGUCAACAGCCCAUCACCUUCCUUCGUCAGGUAGUUGCCCUUUGUACGUACCCAAACCUGUUGGACAGCCCAAGCUUCCCAGAGGACUCUAAGAAGAGAGCGAGACGGAUCUUGCAGGGUUGCGGAGGGAACAGCUUAGGUUCCUACAGUGCCAGCCAAGGGGUGAACUGUAUCCGUGAAGAUGUUGCAGCCUACAUUGAGCGACGGGAUGGAGGCGUUCCUGCAGAUCCAGAGAACAUAUACCUGACGACGGGAGCUAGCGACGGUAUCGCUACUAUUCUAAAGAUCCUUGUCUCAGGGGGUGGAAGAUCCCGAACUGGAGUGAUGAUCCCAAUCCCCCAGUAUCCCUUGUAUUCAGCCGCUAUAUCGGAAUUGGAUGCCAUUCAGAUCAACUAUUACCUUGACGAAGAGAACUGUUGGGCGCUAGACGUCAAUGAACUACGCCGCUCCUUGAAUGAAGCCAAAACAUACUGCAAUCCCAAGGUCCUCUGCAUCAUCAAUCCUGGAAAUCCCACAGGUCAGGUUCAAAACAGAAAAUGCAUUGAAGAUGUGAUCCACUUUGCUUGGGAAGAGAAGUUGUUCCUUCUAGCUGAUGAGGUUUAUCAAGAUAAUGUCUACUCGGAGAGCUGUCAGUUUCACUCCUUCAAAAAGAUCCUUUAUGAGAUGGGACCAGAUUACUGUAACAAUGUGGAGCUUGCUUCUUUCCAUUCUACCUCUAAAGGAUACAUGGGCGAGUGUGGCUACAGAGGCGGCUACAUGGAGGUGAUUAACUUGCACCCAGAUAUUAAAGGGCAACUUGUGAAGCUUCUGUCAGUCCGUCUGUGUCCACCGGUCUCAGGUCAAGCAGCCAUGGAUAUUGUCGUGAAUCCUCCUGUACCUGGGGAGGAAUCAUAUGCACAGUUCAUCAAGGAAAAAGAGUUUGUCUUGAACAACCUCGCCAAGAAAGCCAAACUGACAGAAGACAUGUUCAAUCAAGUACCGGGGAUCCACUGCAACCCUCUUCAGGGGGCCAUGUAUGCUUUCCCACGAAUCUUCAUCCCUUCCAAGGCCAUUGAGGCAGCAAAGGCUCAUAAAAUGGCUCCCGACAUGUUCUACUGUAUGAAACUUCUGGAGGAAACAGGGAUCUGUGUUGUUCCUGGAAGUGGCUUUGGCCAAAGAGAAGGCACUUACCACUUUAGGAUGACCAUUCUCCCUCCGGUAGAGAAGCUAAAGAUCUUGCUGGAGAAAGUGAAAGACUUCCACAUAAAGUUUCUCAAAGAGUAUUCUUAAGCGAAAUUAAGACUCUCUUCCGCUCUCACUCUCUCUUUCCAGAGUAAAUCUGGGAAAUCCAAACAAAGCUGUGAGGGGGAAAUGUUCUGUGUCGUCUUUUAAUCAAACAAAUCCACACUAGAACGGCUAGAGCCAAGCUAUGAAAUUUGCGUACCUCCAGCCUGAGUGUGCACUGUGCUUUAAUUUCAUGGGAAGAAAUGGAAAUAAUGGCAAGAAUUGGGGGGGGGGGGAGAAGAGUGCAAUUGUGUGCCUUGACUCAAUUUUUAUUUCUUAGCUUGUGUGGCUGGCUGGCCUGAUGGGGGGAAAAAAGAGAGGGAAUUUCUCGGUGAGAAUUAUUGGAACUAUUACUAUUUCAAAACAGCAACCCUACAAAAUUUACCUUUGGUUUUAAAUAUGAAAGCAAACUUUAACUAAGCUGGCAACUGAGUGUCAAUAAACACCCUUCUAUAGAUU